Messenger RNA from Cylindrotheca closterium, 471 nucleotides. Lineage: Eukaryota; Bacillariophyta; Bacillariophyceae; Bacillariales; Bacillariaceae. The record is from the annotation of a GenBank genome assembly.
AUGCCAAGUAAUUCAAAAUUCCCUCUUGGAAUUAUGCUCAUGGCUGCCCCAUAUUGUGUUGUGAAUGGAUAUCUUCAGGCCCAGGAUCUGUCCCAAUUUCGGAUGUAUCAUCAGGGGCAUAUCAUGUCGCUCAACUUUAUAGUUGGAACUGUGGUUACGCUAUGUGGUUUUGGUAUCGCCUAUCAGUCAGAUUCGACUCUGGUCCAACUGAAAAAAUCAACUGGCACCUAUCAAAUACCAAAAGGGGGCAUGUUUCAGUUUGUUUCCUGUCCUCACUUUUUUGGAGAGAUUCUCGAAUGGACUGGGUUCUGCAUUGCUUCCAAUGGCUCAUUAGCGACCUUGUCAUUUGUCAUUUGGACGGCUUGCAAUCUGAUACCGAGAGCGUUGGCUCAACACCAAUGGUAUCACUCCAAAUUUCCUGAAGAGUACAAACAGUUGCGACGAAAAGCUGUGAUUCCACUCUUGCUAUAG